Messenger RNA from Pristis pectinata (smalltooth sawfish), 1473 nucleotides. RefSeq names its product dnaJ homolog subfamily B member 1-like. Gene Ontology annotation, cellular component: cytosol. Lineage: Eukaryota; Metazoa; Chordata; Chondrichthyes; Rhinopristiformes; Pristidae. Bases 71 to 1090 code for a protein of 339 amino acids. The transcript is spliced from 4 exons. The record is from RefSeq and is a predicted model, not a curated record. Gene Ontology annotation, molecular function: protein-folding chaperone binding.
AAUGUUCCUGAAAGUUCCAGCAAUUUGCUGGAAGUGUCGCUGAGAGCGAAAGAAGAGAGGCAGGCAUAAAAUGGGGAAGGAUUAUUAUAAAAUCCUUGGCAUUCAGAAGGGAACCGCAGAUGAUGAGAUCAAAAAGGCAUACAGGAAGAUGGCCUUAAAGUACCACCCUGACAAAAACAAAUCUCCGGAUGCAGAGGACAAGUUCAAGGAAAUUGCUGAAGCUUAUGAUGUACUCAGUGACCCCAAGAAACGGGAGAUUUACGACCAGUUUGGAGAGGAAGGAUUAAAGGGUGGUGGGUCUGCUGGUCCCAAUGGUACCAACUUCCAGUAUACCUUCCAUGGAGACCCUCAUGCAGUCUUUGCAGAGUUUUUUGGUGGAAGGAACCCUUUCGACAUCUUCUUUGGUCAGAAAAACGGCGAGGAUGACAUGGAGAUCGAUGAGGAUCCGCUGAGCUCCUUCAGUGGGUUUGGCAUGAGUGGCAUGGGAAUGGGUGGCAUGGGCGGCAUGCCUGGUUUCCAGCGAGCACGGACGUCGGCCAAGAAGCAGGAUCCUCCAGUGACUCAUGAGCUGAAAGUUUCCCUAGAAGAGAUUUUCACUGGCUGUACCAAGAAGAUGAAGAUCCGGCGGAAGCGCCUGAAUCCCGAUCGGCAAACGUUGAGGCAGGAAGACACCAUCCUGACAAUUGAUAUCAAGAAGGGCUGGAAGGAAGGGACAAAAAUCACCUUCCCCAAGCAAGGUGAUGAAACUGCCAACAACAUUCCUGCAGACAUCAUCUUUGUUCUAAAGGACAAGCCACAUCCUGUCUUCAAGCGGAAUGGAUCUGAUAUCAUCUACAUGGCAAAAAUCACCCUCCGUGAGGCACUAUGUGGUUGCACACUGUUGAUACCAACACUGGAUAAGAAAACUCACAUGAUGGCCUUCAAGGAUGUCAUCCAGCCAGGGUCACAGAGGAGAAUAUCAGGGGAAGGAUUACCACUGCCAAAGCAACCUGACCACCGAGGCGAUUUGGUGAUCGAGUUCCAAGUGCAUUUUCCUGAAUCUCUGUCAAACGCAACACGGGAAAAGCUGAAGGAGCUGCUGCCACUGUAACAGCUGCAGAGGUCCUGGGGGAGAUGAGUGAUUGAGGGUGGGGAAGGAACAAAAUCAUAUUGUAGUGGACUGUAACUGCCACACUGUGGUCUGGGUGGCCACAUCAACUUGGACCUACCAUUGAGCAAGUUGCUUAAUGUGUUUUUAAAAAAAAUAAUAAAUCCUAUAUCUCAGUCUUUACAUAAUUGGAAAUUGUUGGUAUACAGACUGUACCUUCAAAAUACUGCAACAUGUGUUCAACUUCAUGCUACCUUCAGUGUAAAUAAUACACAUUUGUUACCAAAUAUACAGUACAAAAAGUAUUGCCUAAUCUAUUCACAUAGUUUAUCUGUAAUGUGGCUGACUACUUGUUUAAAAUAAAUCAUUUUUCUUUUUCUCCUAAA